Messenger RNA from Pocillopora verrucosa, 1782 nucleotides. Its product is annotated as caldesmon. The record is from RefSeq and is a predicted model, not a curated record. NCBI's taxonomy places the organism in Eukaryota, Metazoa, Cnidaria, Anthozoa, Scleractinia, Pocilloporidae.
CAAAGAUGGCGUCUGGAAAUCCCUUGAUAACACUAGAACGAAUGCUUAAUGGCAGGACAACGUUAAAAACACAGAAGGUGACACACACAAAUAUCGUGUUGACAGUAGAGAAAGAAAUUAAAGAAUUUUUGAAAGGCUUCAUUUGAGGGGAAAGCCUUCAGGCUGAAGGCAUUGGAACAGAACUUUUAAAUGAAAUACAACAAGUUAUGAGAGAAGAUAAAGGAAAAGCUGUUCGAGAAGCUGUUGCUGCAGCUGAAGCAAAAGCACGUGCGGAAUUGAAAAAAGCUCUCCAAGAGCAAAAAGAACAGAUGGAGGGAGAGAGAGAUCAUGCACUGGAGGAAGCUAGACUGCAAGCGGAGGAACAAAUGGCAGAAAUUAGGUACAGAUGUGAGGUCGCAGAAAAAAAGCGGGCUCGCUCGGCGUUGGAAAGAUUUCAAAUAGAAAAGAGUGAUGCUUUGCAAAAAGCAGCUGAAGAAGCUGAGAAAAACAAACAGGAAGCUCUGAAAAAUCUUACGGAGACGCUCGCAAGAAAGCUCAGAAACGAAGCAGCCCUUCAAAGAGAACUGGCUGUUAGUGAAGCACUUGCAGUUGCGAGGAAAAAUGCCGAGCGUCGUCGACAAGAAUCAAUCGAAGAAACAAAACUAGAAUGUGAAAGAAAAUCUGCCGCAGAAGCGUCAAGAGUUGCGCGGGUCCACCAGAACAAAGUGAAUGAACUCAAUCAAAGGAUUGAUCAGUUGGAAAGAAAUUUAGAAGCUGAAAACGACGCAAAGCUCAAAGUAGAGAAUUUGUUUCAAGAAAUGAAAGAAGACUACAAGAGAUUUCAGAAUUAUACCAGAGGAUUUCAUUCGGACUUUCUUAUGAAAUAACCAACGUAUUUGUGCAGGAUUAUUUUAAAGGUGUUGGUAAAUAUUCAGAAGGCACUCAGUACACAGUCAUAACAAGCUCUAGAGGAGUUAUUUGUACCCACGCACGAUCUCCCAGAAUCAAAUAAGAGAAUUUGUUUUGUUCACGGGGAAAAAAUCAUUAAUUCUCUCUUAUUACGACGAAAGCAUUAUAAAUGUUGCCAGAAAGCAUUAUUUAUACAUGAGAAAUUACUGAUAGUUUGAUUUUAAAUUUCUAUGUGGAAAAAAAGGUAUGGAACAUACAGAAGCCGUAAUUCUUCUAUAAACUGCUGGGUUUGGACGAUCAUAAUUUAUUUUUUUGCUCUUGACCAGAGUUGCUAUUAAUUUUGACUCGUCGAGCACUAUUUCCAGAUAAAAAUUUCACCCCUUGCCAGCUAGUGGUAUAAUUAAUUCCCAAUUCGUUAAUUUGCCAUUUGCCAUUUCAAACGUACGCAAAGAAAAUGAAUUGGCACGACUGUUCUUUAAAUUAAAGAUUGGGUUGAAAAAAAAAGGAAAACAAUCUUGCCUUAAUCUUGAUGGACAGAUUUUCUAACCAGUCGGUAAAAUCAAUUUGUUCUCUAUCCGGUUCAGGUAGAUAACCUACUGGGCUUUGCCAAAACAAGACAUUGUUUUGCAUACGGUUUACUCGCCAUUAAUGUACGCAUUUUCAAAGUAAUGAAACCACAAGAGUGAAAUUCCCUGUGCGGUCGCAAACGGAGCAUCAAUUUGAACUCCUUUUGUACUUUUUCAUGUCAGCCUAAUGGAAGGUUUCAAUUGGAAACGAAGAACGAACCAAAAACAAUAUUGCAAUCGCUCAACUCUGCGAGCGAUCACUCAUGGUGAAGAUAAGUUUAAACGUUAUAAUUUAUGCAUUACACCUCAAUGAUAAUAAAGUACUUUU